Daphnia carinata is the source of this 6023-nucleotide messenger RNA. RefSeq lists its product as uncharacterized. NCBI's taxonomy places the organism in Eukaryota, Metazoa, Arthropoda, Branchiopoda, Diplostraca, Daphniidae. The record is from RefSeq and is a predicted model, not a curated record. The coding region runs from base 624 to 4517 and encodes 1297 amino acids. The transcript is spliced from 10 exons.
UAGUCCUUGAUUGGCUUUCUGAUCGACGAGUCGACAACUUUUGAGAUUAUCAUCGUGUUCUUUUUUUUUUUUUUGGCCCGAUAAAAUUGGGUUCACGUGUUUAAGGAUCAGCAAAACGUUUCCCACAGUGGCAAGACAGCAGUUUUGGACGGAGAAAGAAGACGCCACACAGAGAGAGAGAACGUUAUACGAAGGAGAUCGAUGAUGACGUCAAAGAGGCCCCCUCGUCACAUGACUUUUAACUAGAGGGAGCCGUGAUACAAAAGGAGGAGUCGUCUCGCGUUUGAAGUUUUCUCCCAUAGUGGGGGGGCGUGACGUUAGCACGUGAAGCCACCUCCUACUCUCCUUCACAUCCACCUUACAGCGAACAUUUAGGACAGAAAAGAAAAAGCGCGGGGUGGAAAGUGCCGGGCAAAUCAAAUUGGAACACACGAGAUUUGUUUUUUCUUUUUUUUUUCUGAACAACCGGCGGGCCAGAAAAAUCUCAUUUCCUCCGGACAAGAAGACAAACAUCUGAAAAAAGGGGGGAGUGAAAGUCUUGAUAGAUUCGAAAGAAGACCCGAGAAAAAAGAGAGAAAAAAAAAAAUACGAAAAGAGAUCAACCCUCUAAACCUAAACAACCGAUGGGCAAGAAGACCCGCACGAGGCGCACCAAAUGGAGGCGGCUCUCGCUAGGCGAUGCGUCAGGUCCUGAGGAGGAAGACGACGAGACUCAGCCACAACAACUGGAAGAACAACAGCAAGAAGAGGUGAGACAGAACGUAGUGCUGCACUCUGACGAGAAAGAGGACUCCGUUUGCGUUGAACACGACAAGAAAUCAAAGUUUGCCGUCGUCGUGACGACCACAGUGAACAACAACAACAACAACAACAACAACAACUGCACAACGACAGCAUCUGCGGAAGGCAAGAGCGAAGCAGCAUCGGGUGGACACGAAGAGGACGACACGAAAUCAGCCAUGAUGGUCUCCAAUCACAACAAUCAACGCGGCCCGGCGUGGAAACUGCCGGCCAACAGUACUCAACCCGUCAAGAACGCUAGCGGCUAUUACAAUGUUAAUAACGGCUAUCAGUCCGGCAGCGGGCGGCCAACUGGCGGCGCUGCCGCCGCCUCCACGGCCAACGGCUUCCGACGCGGAGCCAACGGCCCGCGUUACAACUCGUCGUUCAACGGCAACUACAACGGCUACGGACGGGCCAAUGCGUGGAACAACGCGUCCUCCAACGGCUACGCUAAUGGAGAUCACCAUCAUCAUCACAACGGAGGCGGCCCUGGAUUGAGCAAGAUGCACGGCAUCGAGAAAAAGAUCUUUAAUGACGAGGAGUACACGAAGAUUUCUACGCCACGUCAAGAGGUGCUCUUCAAGAAGGGAUCGAUCGGCGCUAAGAAGAAGACGAGCGCAGCGCCAGUAGGUUCCGGCGCGCACACGGACAGCGGCAGCGAGCAGGACAGCGUCAACGGCAACGCCACAUCGCCCAUCUUGCCCGCACAAGGCGAUUCAGCUGAUUCGUUUCAAUACACGGGCAAUGACAGUGGAUCGACUGGCGAUGCGUCUUCCACAGCGGGCGAAUCAGCCGCACCUUGCGAUGCGGCCAUGGCUGCAGCCGCCGCAUCCGGAGCGGCGCUUCAAGCCGGCUACGCUGACAGCGCACCACUCGUCUGCUUCCCAAUGUACGAUUUCUAUGGUGGAUACGGCGGCAUGUACCCUGGCAGUAUGUUGGUGCAGACUUAUCCUGGUGGGCCGAUCGUGGCGGCCGUGCCCGUCCCUAUGCCCGUCCAAGCGAUCGAUUGGUACGGAGGGGCUGGCGGUGCGAGGGCCGCUUCCAACGGGGACGCCACUACCAACGGCGGCGAAGUGGGCUACUACUAUGCUCUCGGCUAUCCGGCCGGAAGCGAAGUCGGAGGAUCCAGCCAACUUCCAGAAACGAGUUCCAGCACCCGCAGGAAUUCACUCGAAUCUUAUCAAGCGAGCAGCCAGGAGGUGAUGACGAGCAGUGAGACGGGAUCUUCAUCUGAGAACAGCAGCCCGUGCCAGAGUACGGGACCGUCUUCGCAGGGACCCGCCUCUCCGCAGGGCGAGCUCGUCUCACCCGCCAUCGACCCCAAGGCGCAAACGGGCGGAGGGGCGGCCACGGCGGCCGCCGCCGCUGCCGUUGUCAUGGACAUGACGAUGAUGUCGAAUCAUCAACAACUCGACAAUAAUUUCCAUCAUCAUCAUCGCAAAAUGACUGUCGCCGGAUUCGUUUAUCCGUACGCCGCUUACGGUCUCGCCCCACCUGCCCUCUACGCUUCCGGCGGCGGCAGCUCGGAACAACUUUGCGAUGCGACUAAGCAACAGCUCUACUAUUACUACCCCGACGUCUACUACCCCAAUGCGUACGAGCAAUAUGACGUGGAACAAGGCGGCGAAGAGGAAGUGGACGCGUUGGAAGAAGCCAUGGAUGUGAAUGCCGACGUUGUUGUAAUGACAUCCGUUGAAGAGGAGAAGGUGACCGAGUCCGUUGAAGUGGAUGGCGUUAAGCCGGACGAGAGGAGCGAGCAGCUGGAAGGCAGCGAAUCGAACAAGAAGAGAGUGCUGGAACCGAAAGAAACACGAGACGUGGCCCCAGCGACGGCUGUUGCGAAUGGAAACGCUGGAACGGGACGGCGUAAGAAGAGGCGCAAGAAGCGGAACAAGACCCAGACGGCAAUGGCAGACGCGCUGGAACGUACGGAAUCGCUAAAACUACCCAGGCCCAUUCAGCCAUUAGUCAGGGUUACUGAUGACGGAGCGGCCGAAGACGAGGAAGAGGAUGAAGUUGCGACGGCUGAAGAGGAAACGCUGGCGACGGCUGUGAAAGAAGAGAAAGACGCAAAACAGGAGGAAAUGACUCUUCCGGCCGCCUCAAGUAUUUUAGUUUUAGUUGCCAACGAUCCAGCCGCCCCGACAGCCGAUUCGUCGCCUCAUGAUCUUUUGCUCGUUGAAGAGGCCGUUUAUCCGCCCCACUCUAGUCGAGUCGAACCACCAACCCCACUGUCAUCAUCCCCAUCCCCGCACUCGGUCGAUUCCGGACAACAGCCGCAAUCCACUCCCGACUUAUCCACUUCCAGCGCGCCUUCCGACGGCCAACCCGUGCCCGGCAUCAUAACCAGCACCACGGAUGACGCUCAUUUCCCGCUUCUCACCGCUGGCCAAGAAGAGCCAUCCAGCCUAGAACAUUGUCCUUCUUUUGUAGCCGAUCCUGCGGAGAUGCUCGAGUCCCCCGCUUUUUGUUCGACGCCAUCUUUCCCUUUGUUUUCAACGUCAGCAACGUCCAGCCAAGUCGUCCCGCCGGAAGAGAAAGAAGAAUCGAACCCAACCGAUGCGGCCGUUUUGUUUGCUGUCCAACUCUUGUCGCAACUCUUGCCCGCAUCGGACGGCAUCGACUGCGUUCGAGUCCCAUCGACGUCUACCAGCAGGACGGAUUCUUUCGAGCGGGACAGUUUGACGGGCGCCAGCGAGAAAGUUGAAGAGCCUAUCGAUCGCGAUUCGUUGGACGGCGAUGAACAACAACAACAGCUGUGCGAUGAUUUCGUUUACCUCCACAUGGACGAAGAGGACAAGAACGAAGCGGUCGAUGUCUACUUCGAAGACGACGAGCCGGAAGGGAUGGUUUUGUGCUCGAAUGACGAUCCCCGGCCAUCGCUGACGCUCUGCCUGGACCAACCGCAGCUCUGGAGGACAGUCAUCUUGGAAGAAAGCGAACCGAAUUCGAAAGAGAUGAGCCCGCUUUUGUGCUCGGACUCGGGCAUCGGCGCUGGAACACCUUCGCAAUCGCCUACACCGAACGCGGCUGAAUCGCCCAACGAAGAAGAGCCGCCGCCUGGGCCGAUCACGAAAGCCGUCAGCCGAUGGCUCGAAUCGGCCCCCAUCGAACAGCAAUUGAUUGGCUCGUCGAAAUCGAUCAUCUUCUUGGACAAUGACGAAGAAGACUCUGACGACGAAGACAUGUACUUCCACCAUCAAGAGGUCGAAGAAGAAGAAUCAAACAAUGUGACUGCUCCAAAAAACGGGCUGGCGACCCUUCGUACUGCACCAUCCAGUGACGGCACGGCAUUGCGAAGGGUCGGUUCCGAUUCCGCUUUGACCUCCGACUCGUCCGACGAUCUUCUACAAGAAAAUGGCGCUUUGAUCGAGACUUGCGAUCCGGCCAAGUUUUCCGUCUACUAUCAAUUGGGCGUGUCUGUCGAUCAGGACGUGGUUGUUGGCGAUCCGCUGGCCAUUAAAUCCACAACGCUGGACGAUUGUUCGACGCAGCAGAGCAGCAGCUCGUUACCGACGACCGGCUCCUCUUUGAAGAGUCGCAAGAAGAAGACGUCAGCGCAAUUGGACGACGGCAAGAAGAAGAAGAAGAAACGAGCCAAUUCGUGGCGUCACGUUUUGCUGCGAGCCGCGCAUCAUAAAUCGAAGAGCGGCGACGAUGCGGCCUCGAUAUCAUCGACCACUAAUAAUAGACGGCUCAAAUCCGGUAGUCAAUCGUGCUGUGCGCUUCAGUGAAAAAAAAAAAAAGAAAAUCGAAACCAACUUUUGAACGAAACAGAACCUUCCCUUUUUUUUUUUUUUUUUUUGUUUUUGUUUGUUUUUUCAUUAUUUUGCAUUUUGUUUUUGGUUGAUUUUCAUCAUCGACUAGAUCGCAGUGAAAGUGUGCGCGCGAUUGGAGCAUCUAAAAGUGUGCGCAGCUACAAACAAAAACAAAUGAUGGGCGGAAGUGACGCAAGUGCGAUGGGCUGCUUCCAGGUUUUGUUUCGUGGCGUUUCAUAGCUGGGAUUUAUCAAAGAAAAGACAAAGGAUAAUUUUUUUUUUUUUUUGUUUUUUGUUUUUUUUUGUUGUUGAUUGAUUGAUUGAGUUUGAAGAAAUGGGGGGGGGGAAGGAAAGAAACAAAAAGAGAGAAUGGAAACAUGAAAAAUGAUCGUUUGUGAUACGCCGUUUCUUCAUCAAAUUUAAGUGCAGAAUUAAGCAUUGUGCUCCAUUAAUUACUAAUUUUUUUUUUGUUUUCCUUGUCAUUUUGCCCGGCCCCUCUUACGAGAUAUGUUACCAUCUCUCGCAUGUUUCUUCUUCAUUUUUGUUUUGAUUUUUUAAAAAAACUUAAUUUGAUCCGCUGUUUUGUUUUGUUGCAAUAGCGGGGAACAGAUUAUCCAUCCGUACGGCUAUUUUUCAACACACACUUUUCAGAAUUAGAUUAUAAUUCUUUUUCUUCUUCUUCUUUAUUUGGGGUAAAUUUGGAAAAAAAAAACAAAACAACAAAACAAAAUCUGUCAUAUCUACAUUUUUUUUGUUUUUUUUUUUGUUUUGAUGUUUUGUUAUUUCUUUUCUUUUUUGGGUGAGCUUCAAAUAUUUACACACUAGGAAUGUAAUGUCAAAUGAAAAAAUUUAAAGAUUUCCAGUGUGAAUAUGAGAUAAACUCUUGGAAAAAAAAAAAAGAAAAGAAUUAAGUAAAAUGCCAUCUACCGACAAAACAAAUAACUGCCCUGUAAUUUCUCUCCGAAAACUAUAUGCUGCCCUGAAAUUUACGUGUUUCAAAUGUUUUCUUAUUUCACUGCCUAUAUAUAUAUAUAUAUAUUUGGAUUUGCUGGGUUCCCGUCCCCCCCCCUCCCCCCCCCCGCCCGUCUUUCCUAUAAGACUACACCCCCAUGUUUUGUUGGCUCGACGAUUUGUACCGAAAUAUCCCCGAAUCAUAAUCAAUUUUUUUUUCUCUGGAUAGGUGACAACUGCAAAGGAAAGAAUGCAACAAACUAACAGAAGCUUCUUUUAAAAACAAAACUUACGAGAGCCCUGUGCCUUACGCAAAAAGAAGAAAAAGACAUCCAUUUUUUCGUGUGUCUUUAGGGUAAUCAAAGACUACGAAUAUCGAUUUAGAUAGAAACAAAAAAAAAAAACAAAAAACAAAGGAAGGUGACCGGAGAGGCUAAAUGAAUUAUCGCAGCGAACACAAACAAGAAAUUUGUUGUUGAAAAAAAAAAAAAAAAGGCACACACCCACCAACACACACAUACACGUCAUUAA